This is a messenger RNA of Fusarium mangiferae, 852 nucleotides long. RefSeq lists its product as uncharacterized. Gene Ontology annotation, molecular function: carboxylic ester hydrolase activity; palmitoyl-(protein) hydrolase activity. Lineage: Eukaryota; Fungi; Ascomycota; Sordariomycetes; Hypocreales; Nectriaceae. The coding region runs from base 1 to 852 and encodes 283 amino acids. The transcript has a single exon. Gene Ontology annotation, biological process: protein depalmitoylation. Gene Ontology annotation, cellular component: cytoplasm. The record is from RefSeq and is a predicted model, not a curated record.
AUGAGUACCAAAGCCAACGCGACUGGAAGCCAAAGUGAGCCGUUUGGCGCAGUCUAUAUAGUUGAGCCAAUUGAAUCGCACACUCACACAGCAAUUCUCCUCCACGGCAGGGGAAGCAACGGUGAGGAGUUUGCCCAAGAGCUCUUCGAAGAGACUUUAUUAUCGGACCAAUCCAGCCUCGCGCAGCAACUACCCAGUUGGCGAUGGGUGUUUCCUUCUUCGCGCGAGUUAUGGAGCACGGCUUUCCAAGAAGACAUGCCCGCGUGGUUUGAGGCGCAUUCUUUGACAGACAUCACGGCUCGGCAAGACCUUCAGAUUCCAGGUAUCAAGGAAUCAGUCAGCUACAUCAAGACGAUUCUAGACCAGGAAAGUCAAAAUCUUGGUGGAGAUAUGUCAAAGAUUGUUCUAGGUGGGAUCAGUCAGGGCGCUGCAGUGGGAAUGUGGACACUGCUUUGCCGGGACACUAUCGAAAGACCAAUCGGCGCAUUCUUCGCUACGAAUACUUGGCUUCCCUUUGCUCCCAGCAUCGAGCAAUAUCUGUCAAAUGAACCAACGUCACCUAUGGAUACAGGAACUGAGUUUGUCGCUGAGAUGUUGGCUCAGUCAAAUGUCUCACUUCCUCAAGCUCAAGAAAGGCUCCCGUCAACGAAUGUUUUUCUUGGCCAUGGAACCGACGAUGCGUAUGUUGAUGUCGAAUUGGGAAGAAAGGCGCGAGACAUCAUUCUCCAAGCUGGGUUUACGGUUGAGUGGAGGGAAUAUCAGGGAGCAGAAUUAGAGGGACAUUGGUUCAAAGCACCGGAAGAAGUUGACGAUAUUCUCAACUUUCUGGUGACGCACGUGGAGAAACCGUAA